Molecule: messenger RNA, 3102 nt
Organism: Anopheles nili
Lineage: Eukaryota; Metazoa; Arthropoda; Insecta; Diptera; Culicidae
Gene: dati
Exons: 7
Coding region: 396-2585 (729 amino acids)
Biological process (GO): regulation of DNA-templated transcription
Molecular function (GO): DNA-binding transcription factor activity, RNA polymerase II-specific; RNA polymerase II cis-regulatory region sequence-specific DNA binding
Source: RefSeq, a predicted model, not a curated record
UUUCGAUCCGUCGUCGAUCCUUUCGACAACCGUGUGUCCUGUGACCCCGCGUGCGUGUUUGUCGCGUGCGUUUGCGCGUGUGUGUGUGUGUGCGAGCCCCGUGUGCGUGUGAGUGGGUCGUGCUGCGGUGUGUGCGCUUGCAUGCGUGUGGUGGUGUGUGCGGGGUGCCUGUCCGUGUGCCUGUUCGCGUGGCCGUGGCCCUACGCCGUUUUGUGGCGUUUCUCGCGAGGAAAAGAGAGCGAUAACCGUGGUGGGCAGAGGAAGGCGCAGGAAGAAGACAGAAAAAGAAGAAGAAGAAGUCAAAGAAGAGAAGAAAAAAGAAGAGAGAAGAAAACAGGAAGGCAGAAGCAGGAGCAGGAAAAAGGGCCCAAAAAAGGCCAAAAAGCCAAAAAGCCAUGUUCUCGAUUGAAUCCAUUUUAAAGUCUCAAAUCUCACAGAGAGUCAGGAUGCAGAUACAGCACGUCCGGGAUCUGUGCGCGGUGCCGGGGGCGGCGGCCGAGCUCAACUGCACCGGUGACAUCCUGUCGGUGCAGAACCUGCUGCCGCAGCUAGCGGCGCCGGAGAACAAGCCGCACCAGUGCCAGCAGUGCUUGAAGAGCUUCUCCUCCAACCACCAGCUGGUGCAGCACAUCCGGGUGCACACGGGCGAGAAACCCUACAAAUGUUCCUACUGUGAUCGGAAGUUCAAGCAGCUUUCCCACGUGCAGCAGCACACGCGCCUGCACACCGGUGAACGCCCGUACAAGUGCCAUCUGCCGGAUUGUGGGCGCGCUUUUAUUCAGCUAUCCAACUUGCAGCAACACCUGCGCAAUCACGAUGCGCAGGUCGAGCGUGCCAAGAGUCGCCCGUUCCACUGCAACCUGUGUGGCAAGGGUUUCGCAACCGAGUCCAGCCUCCGGACGCACACUUCCAAGGAGCUGCAAUUACACCUGGGCGUGCUGCAGCAACACGCCGCGUUGAUCAGCAACUCGAACAGUGUCACGUGCAACGUGUGCAGCAAGAUCUUCCUCGGUGUGGAGGCACUCAACGAACACAUCAAGUACACGCACAAGGAGGUUGCAGUUAAACGACGAGUUGCGAACCAUCCGUGCCCGAUGUGUGGGAAACACUACGUCAAUGAGGGUUGCCUGCGGAAGCACCUGCUGACACAUCCGCGGACACCUACGUUCCGCUCGAACCUGCAGAUGUGGCCCUGCUCGGUGUGCCAGGCCGUUUUCACUCACGAAUCCGGACUCAUCACGCACAUCGAGCACAUGAAGAUGGAUCCGAAGCACCAGUUUGCGGCCCAGUACAUGUUCACGAAAGCGGUCGUUGAGCAGCGGGAAAAGGAGUCGGCGGGCAGUGGGGGUAUGGUGGGCAUGGGCGGGGUACCAGGCAUCACCAACUCGAUGGUGGCGGUGAAGGAGCUCACGCACAACAGCAUCUCACCGCUCAACUACUCCGAGAACUCCUCCACGAUGGGUUCGGAGAAGAACGGCGAGUCGGCGGGUGGUGGCAGUGGCGGAACCAGUGGCGGUGCCGGUGGAGGUGCCAGUGGUGGUGGUGGUGGUGGUGGUGGAGGCGCAGGUGUUGGCGCAGGAUCGGUGGUGUUCGACAACCAUCGACUGCCAAACCCGCACGGGCUGCCAUUUGGCGGUUCGAACGGAACGGGUGUCGGUGGCACCGGUGCCGGAUCGUUGGGAGGCGCGAACGGGACCAACGGUGGUGGUGGUGGCCUCGGUGUCGGCGUCGGCGGUGGCGUCGGAGGACUCUGCGCCGGCGGAAGUGCGAUGGAGAACAACAAUAGUCAAUUUUCGCGCAUGAUGAUGAUGCAGGAGCCAAAGUUCGAGCCGGACCUGAUGCUGCCGGCGGACGGGACACCGUCCGCGGUGCAGGCGGCCGUCGUGAACCUGGCAACCGCGAUGCGCAUCGGCCAGACGUUCAAGAGCAACACCAUACACGGCGAGCUGCAUGGCAACGCGAACCUUGGUCCGUUGAAGAAGAAAAGUAAUAUACUCAAUUUUAACGACACGAAGUACACGCUUGCUAACCGACAAAAAUAUCCCGUGGCGUCUACAGAGUCCUCGAUCGGCCCGAACCACUGUCCGGCCACCUCGGAGACGGCGAUACGGAUCCAGCAGGCUGAGGCCAUCCUUCGCUCGCAAGCCGAAGCCGCACUACGUCUGGCCGUGUCUCAGGCACAAGCGGUCGUCUCGUCCAACGCCAGCAUCGGGAGCGGUGGAGGCGGCGCUGGUGGUGGUGGUGGUGGUGGAGGAGUUGGUGGUGGUGGUGGUGCCGGUGGAGUCGGUGUCCCUUUGGGAGGGAUGCUAGGACAUCACAAUCCACACGCAGUAGCGCUUGCUGCGAGCCGUGGCUGCAACGAGGACGCACGUGUGGCCAAUGACAACUGUGGCCAGUUUGAUCCGAGCACUGAACACCUGCGAGCGGCCCUUCGUGAGCACCAGCAACAACAGCAACAACAGCAACAGCAACAACAGCAGCAGGCCAACGACGAUUGCCAUCCUUUUUCCCAUAGUCCGGUGCCACGUAACGGGUUGGAUCUUACCGACGAGUUCCUAAAGAGCGAGAACGUGCUGAAGGGGUGAGAGUAGAGGUGUAGGGCCGCUCCUGGCCGGCCAACGGUUGCGGAUGCCACGGCGCUUGGUCUGCUACCCCUGGCCUGGUUGCGGACUCCGACCGGUCAGUGAUGAACUUUAAUCGUAAUCAUAAUUUGGUGCAUUUUUCCUCCCACGGGGUGCGUGAUGGCGUGGGAGGGAAGGGAUGGCAGGUGGGGAAGGGCUGUGGGAGGAGCACACACACACACACACGCACUAAUCACCAGAUGAAACAUUAUUUUAUUUUAACAGUUUUUUUGAACUAAACUCUUUUAAGACUAAACAGCGCAUGAAACGCAAAUGUGAGAGAAAGCAGGAGUGAGAGUGAGGAAGAAGGAGAAAACGAGAGGGAGAAAUGCAACUAACAGAAGAGAACUUAACAAAACAAAUAACGAAAAGGGACUUGAUGUGUGAAUUGAUAAGCAAAACCAUGAAUUAUAUAUAAAAUAAACGAAACAGAUCCCCUUUGCUGCAUUAUGCCACACUCGGAGGAUACAAUCUGAGUUGU